Messenger RNA from Nerophis ophidion (straightnose pipefish), 3942 nucleotides. RefSeq names its product SH2 domain containing 3A (gene sh2d3a). Lineage: Eukaryota; Metazoa; Chordata; Actinopteri; Syngnathiformes; Syngnathidae. Gene Ontology annotation, molecular function: phosphotyrosine residue binding; guanyl-nucleotide exchange factor activity. Gene Ontology annotation, biological process: small GTPase-mediated signal transduction; positive regulation of peptidyl-serine phosphorylation. The transcript is spliced from 19 exons. Bases 161 to 2686 code for a protein of 841 amino acids. The record is from RefSeq and is a predicted model, not a curated record.
GAGGUUUGAGGCUUUGCCGCUAAGAGAAAGUUGACAGACAGACCUAAUAGGAGACAUGACAACUUCAAGAUAGGGAAGACGGGAUAAAGUGCGACAUCACAAGGAAGCUGUAGAGGCACUGGAGAUCCCAGGUUUCCUCUGGCGGACCCUGCCCUCAGACAUGAACAAUCGCUCCAUCGCUUGGUGGCUGAGCCAGAUAGGCCUACCCCAGUACACCAAGACCCUGGAGAGGGAAUAUUAUGGACUGGAGGGUUUGUUGAAUGUGAACGACAACGAGCUGAAAGAAGCCGGGAUCGAGGACGCCGCACACAGAGAAACCAUCCUCUGUCAGCUUUUACGUCACCAGCAGAAACUGGACCCCCGCUGCGGCGCGCAAAUGGAGCGCAGGGUGAGCCGGAAGUACUCUCUGGGAUCGUCAAUUGAUUUGGUGAAGCCAAGGAAGGAUGUGUUUCGCCAGAGCGUCCUGCCCCGCCUCCAUCGCGCCGACAAAAAACACCGCCUCUCCGCGUCCUGCUCACAGCUCCGCCCCCUGGAUGAGGACCACGCUUCCGGCGCAGCGGACGGCUGUCAGGAGAGCAAGCGCAGCAAGAGGAGGAGUGUCGCUGCAUACCUGAGCCAGCUGAAGGUGUUUGGCAGUCGCAAGGAAAUGGACUCCCUGAAGAAGGAGCUGGAGGAAGAGCUCAAGCUCAGCACCGAGGACCCCAGGAGCCACGCCUGGUACCACGGGCCCCUGACCCGAGAGGGUGCUGAGGCUCUCUUUGAAAGAGACGGAGACUUCCUGGUCCGAGAUUCCAGCUCGUCGCAGGGUGAUUACGUCCUCAGCUGUUUCUGGAGGGACGAACCCAUGCACUUUAAGAUCAUACGUGUGGUCCUGCGACCCAAAGAGGGUUACUCUCGGGAGCUGUUCCAGUUCGAGGAGGAUCGCUUCGACAACGUCCCCGCUCUCAUCCGCUUCUACGUGGGUGGGCGGCGGCCUAUCUCUCAGGCAUCGGGCGCCAUCGUUUUCCACCCCCUCAACAGGACGACUCCCCUGCGCGUCAUCGCCGAGCGGCAAGAGGCCGAGAGUAAAGCGGACGGCGGCCCCGCGGGAGCGAAGUCCCAACCGGAGCGCAGGAAGCGUCUGAGCUUCAGCAGCACCCUAAACGACUCCCUGAUGGUCAACCCUCUGCUGAGGAGUGGAAGUCAGCCCGCCAACAUGGAGGAUGUCGGAUGGAGGCCUUUGCUCCAGACGACCCAGUCUGAUAGCAACCUGAGAACUGGUGCCUCAACAUGGCCUCCACUCACAGGGACGGACAAAAGUGCGCCGCAGAACACAAAGCCACAGGCCACGGGCCCCGCCCCUAUCUCCCCAGUGUUCCGCACAGGAAGUGAACCGCUACUCAGCCCAAAGCCAUGGCAAACACGGCCCUGUUAUCCGGGCGGCGGCGUGACAUUGCGAGGCUCUGACGGGCAGCUUCACUCCAGAGCGCCACCGAAACCUCUCAGGAUCUCUGCCAUCUUCCCCAAAAACCUCUGUCCCCCUCCGCCGUCGGACCGGGACCAGGACCCGUCGGCUUUCUACGACGAGCUGGUGGUUCAGGUGCCUCGGUCUCGGCGGAAAGGUCACGUGGACCGACUCAAAGCGGAGGAGAAGUGGCAGAGCCGGGCGAGGAUCACAGAGACCUCGUUUGGCUUCCUGGAGGCCGACAACAACGAGGCCGUGUCACGUCUGCUCCCGGACAAGGACCGCUUUGAACCUCCACAGAUGGAGAGCAGCUCGUGCUUCCGGUUGGACCGGUUUGAGUCGCUGCUGUUGCCGGACAACAACCGACCGCUGGAGCCCAGCGUCUUGCUGGCCCUGAAAGAACUCUUCAACCGCUCGGACCCCAAAACCACCGCCCUGCACAUGCUCAGCGUGGACUGCCAGGUGGCCCGUAUUGUGGGAGUGACGGACGAGCAGAGGAGGAUUAUGGGAGUGGGGUCGGGCCUGGAGCUCGUCACCCUGCCUCACGGGCGCCAGUUACGGCAAGACCUGCUGGAGAGGCAUCACCUGAUAGCGCUGGGCGUGGCCGUGGACAUCCUGGGCUGCACCGGCACCGUGAGCCAGAGGGCGACCGUCUUGCACAAGUUCAUCCUGCUGGCCCAGGCUCUGAAAGACCACGCCCACAACCUGUACGCCUUCUCCGCCUUCAUGAAGGCCCUGGAGAUGCCUCAGGUGCUGCGGCUGGAGAUGACGUGGCGGGCGCUGAGGAGGAACCACACGGAGAGCGCCAUCCUGUUUGAGAAGACCCUCAAGCCCUUCAUGAAGUCGCUGGUCGAGCGGGACGACUCGGUGGUUGGAGGUCCCGUGGCCGUUCCUCACCUGGUUCCUCUGCUGAUGCUCAUGGAGGGCGAGGACCCCGUGGAGAACAGCGAGCGAGGCUGUCAGCUCCUCUACGACGUCCUCCAGAGCGCUCGCCACACCGCGCUGCACGCCCGCGACCACCAGCAGCACGCACACACUCUGCUCACAGCAGGGUGGACGCCCAUCCCCGAGAUGUUGGAGGCGCUACGCACCGAGUUCGCCCUGCGCCUCUUCUGGGGUCAGGCGGGGGCGCAGGCCGACAGGAAGGAGCGCUACGACAAGUUCGACAAAAUUCUUUGCGUGCUCUCGGACAAACUGGAGCCCGUGGAGAUCAGCGCCAAGCAGCCCCAACAACUCUCCUGAUCCAAAAUCUCACGUCCAAAGCCAAAACCCAGUAACUCAAUUUUGGAGUUCCUAGCUGACAUGCUUUACAUUAGUGUAUGCGAUAUUGUAAUUUGUUCCGUAAGUAAGCUGUUACGCGCAUGGCAGGACCUAGCAACUACCACAUAACCGCGUAGAUACAACAGAAAAACCUAGUAUCUCAAGGGACCAAUCGGAGCUUCUCUGUCAGUCGCCUUAUUGUCUUUAAUGAGACAUUUGCACGAAUGGGGGCCGACCGUCAACCUGAUUAUGUGAUAUUAUGGCACGAGGGGAUAUUUGGAAGAUUGGCCCAGGACGCUGCAAACACCUUCAGUAAAUGUAUUGUUCUUGAUUCUUCCCCAUGCAUACUCUUUUGGGCAGAUAACUGUGGAGGUCCAAAUAAAAACUGGACGCUCUACACGGCUCUUGCCCGUUGUGCAAACGCAGAAUGGGGCCCACCCGAGAUUGUGAUAAAAUAUCUGGAGAAAGGGCACACGUUCAUGAGAGCAAAUUCAAUCCAUGGCUCAAUCGGCAAGAAAAUGAAAGCUCAAGAAAACAUCUAUAUGUUUGAUGACUUUGUAGAUCUUUGUAAGACAGCAUCGAGAUAGAUUGGUUUUCCUUUGUUUUCUCCAAAUCAGGUGGAAGUGAGUUACUAGGUUUUGCCUUUGGACGGGAGAAAUGUGACGUGGAAGAAAAGCGAGCAGGUGUGGAUGCCAGUGCACGCAAGACAAGACAUGAACAACACUGGAUUAUUAUUAUUAUUACUACUACUACAUCUCCAUCUUUUGUUGCACCUCCAUUCGCUCCUCAGGUUGGCGGUAAAACCACACCUUCUACCUCGUUUGCAAAGACCAACCACUGAAAAACUUUUUUUUUUCUUAAAAGCACGGUGGACUAGUGGCUAACAUGUCUGCUUCGCAGUCAGAAGAUUAGGGUUCAAACGUACGCCUACAUUCCUAAAACAUGUGUAAUAAUUGUAAAUAAUAAAAGUCCUGCUGAUGACAGUCCUGAGUGUCCGCUCUCUCUGCCCUCUGCUGGGAUAGGCUCCAGCUUUUAGGGAGGGGUUGGAACACGAUGCUGGAUGUGGACCACCUUGACACCCCCCCCCCCCCCCCCCCCCCCUUUUGGGAGUAAUACAACAACACUGACAUUUAUUGCUGCCGUUCCCAUUUUUAAGUUAUUGUAAAUGACAUUUCCUGAGCAGUUUCGUCACCCAGACCCCCACCUUGUCCUCAAUAAAUGUUAGUGCUGCAACAUUU